This is a messenger RNA of Dermacentor silvarum, 1572 nucleotides long. RefSeq lists its product as uncharacterized. The coding region runs from base 9 to 995 and encodes 328 amino acids. Gene Ontology annotation, molecular function: nucleic acid binding; zinc ion binding. Lineage: Eukaryota; Metazoa; Arthropoda; Arachnida; Ixodida; Ixodidae. The transcript has a single exon. The record is from RefSeq and is a predicted model, not a curated record.
CCGCCGAAAUGAUCCAGGCGCUCUCUGGGGCAGUUAAAACGCUGUCGGCUGUUCCGAAAUGCGCUCACCCCGCUGUACGGUUGGCAGUCCCGACCUACAGCGGAUACGGUGACCUGCUCAGUGCCAGGGACUACUGUUACUCCCUCGCACGCUACCAGAGAGCUCUGGGUUUGAACGAUCAGGAUGUACUCGGACGCGUCGUCCCUGUUGCACUCACUGACUCGGCGGCUAGGUGGUACAGGCUUUCCGGACACCGUGCAACAACCCUCGAGGAGUUCCGCGCGGCAUUCCUGCGUGAAUUCCUACCCGCUGACUACGAGAGUAGGAUGCGGCGAGAGCUUGGGCUUCGUACCCAGGCUCCUGAUGAGUCGCUUCAGGAGUACGUACGGGCGAUGCAAGACCUUUUCUUAAUCGCCGAGCCCAAUGCCUCGAACGAGGAACGCGUCGAACGGGUGAUCAGGCAGGCACAUCCGACCUUUUCGGCGUACCUGCGCGGCGGCCGCUUCCGUAAUCUGGAGGAAUUAGCCGCCGAGGCAAAGCGCAUUCAAGGCGACAUUAUCGCCGCGCGCGCCUAUCGCCCACCGCCGCCCGCCAGCGAGGCCCUUGAGCCGAGCUGCGCGUGGAGAGAGCCUGAGCCCUUUCCCCAACGGCAACAACCCGGCCAAGCUGCCUUUGCGGCUGCAAGCGGGUGUGUUUGGGAGCUGAGCGCGCGCGCUCUCGACCCCUACACGCACGGGAGACGGGCAGCCUGUGCUGAGCCACCGACCGAAACGCAUGCGCAGGGACGCUUUUCGACCCAGCGCAUCGCGGAGGGAAACGCUCGUUAUCAAGCGGCGAGCCGACCCCGGCAGGGAGCUGAGGCUGCUCCGCCUCGGGAAAGAUACCGCGGCGGAGUACGCUGUUUUCGCUGCCAACAACGAGGGCACAUUGCAAGGGAUUGCACCGCGCCCCGGUCUCCUGUGAGGUCGGGAAACGGGAUAGCAGGUCGCUCGUGAAGGCACGAGUGACCGAACCUUUGCUUGUUCCCUCGGCGUACCGAGCAGGUUGUGUUGCUGGUGCGCACGCGCCGUUUAUUCCGGUGACCAUUGCCGGCCGCGAAUUUUCGGCGCUGCUGGACACGGGCGCAAGCGCUUCGUUGUUCGGCGAACAGGUUUUGUCCCACUUGCAAAAGCACGCAGUGCGCUUGCGGGACUGCCGAACGACAUUCAAUCUUGCGAAAGGCGUGGCCCAUUCGGCUGGCGCCGCAAGGCUGACUGUCAGGUGGGGAGAGCGAAUGAGACGCACGCGUUUCGUUCAUCUCCCAGGGCUCAGUGUUCCUGUGAUUCUCGGCCGGGACUUUCUCCUUAAAACUGGGAUCGUUGUGGACAUUGCGAAUGGCGGCUAUCGCGACGGUCAGUUCACGUCGCUAAAGCCGUUCAUCAGCCCGCCGGCGUCCGAUCUUGCCUGUGCAGAUGGGGCGUCGGAAUCGUGUCGCGCGCCGAGUUCGGGGGCAAGCCCCCGAGCUUCGCGCUCGCCCGCUCAUGGUCCCCUUUGGGAUCGAGAGGCACGGCACGAACCGUGUCGCGCGCAGAA